CUUGAUACCGGAGGUUCUCGACGUUUGCAAGUGGUUAUGGUGCGGGAGCUAGUAACUGUUAGUAAGAUGAAGAGAGGAAUCAGACAGAGAUAAGAUACCGGCUGCUUUCCCCAUUUUGCUUUGUGGGUAAGUGGUCAAUGAAUCUAUCAAUGGACGAGAUCCGAGGCAGUGCGAACUAGACCUUGAUUGGUUCAGAGAUCCCACUUGUCAAUUUUGCACCAAUCCGACAUGAGUGCGCAUAGUCAACGUGUAGAAAUGAAACUGAUCAUCGCCCAGGGGGUAGUCUAUCCUCCUCGUAUUAUGUAAAAAGAGCUUGGCGCAGCCGUGCAGUCGAGGCCGAACCGCAGGAUUUAAUAAGUUUAGUUGUUUAUUCUUGUGCUCGCGGGCCGUACCAUCAGCAGCCUAGUAUUCAGUUUCGAUAAUGAGUACGUUUGGAGCAGUUUAACAUUGAAAACAAUGAUGCCGGUAUCUUGUCUCAAGGGGGGACUGUAAGAGCUCGGACUAGUUGAACGCGGAACCGGUGGAGCAAAAGGUGAAUCAUGACAGAGUACAAGCUGGUGGUGGUUGGAGCUGGAGGCGUGGGGAAAAGCGCCUUGACCAUUCAGCUCAUUCAGAACCAUUUUGUGGAUGAAUACGACCCCACAAUUGAGGACUCCUACAGGAAGCAGGUGGUGAUUGACGGGGAGACGUGUCUGCUGGACAUCCUGGACACGGCUGGUCAGGAGGAGUACAGUGCCAUGCGGGACCAAUAUAUGCGCACUGGGGAGGGCUUCCUCUGUGUCUUUGCCAUCAACAACACCAAGUCUUUCCAGGACAUCCACCACUAUCGAGAGCAGAUCAAGCGGGUGAAGGACUCAGAGGACGUGCCCAUGGUGCUUGUGGGAAAUAAGUGUGACCUUCCAUCUCGCACUGUGGACACCAGGCAAGCCCAGGACCUUGCCAGGAGUUACGGCAUUCCCUUCAUUGAGACAUCAGCCAAAACGCGACAGGGUGUAGAUGAUGCCUUCUACACAUUAGUGCGGGAAAUCAGGAAGCACAAGGAGAAGAUGAGCAAGGAGGGCAAGAAGAAGAAGAAGAAGAAGAAGAAGUCCAAGACAAAGUGCGUUGUCAUGUGAAGCAAAUGUGCUUCCGCUGGAAACAUGAAUAACAAAAACAUUCUUAAAGCCUGCUUAAAUGCAAGCCAAUGCGUUUUGUACAGUACACUAACUGGUUAGCCACGGGUUUUGCCAACAUCAAUGUUUCCUUAAAGGAACCGUUAGGUUAGCCGCGGUUGGGUGACUGUAAAUAACCCACACAGGCAUUUUUCUGAUGAGUGCCAGUAAGCCCUGAGUGGGCUCUUUGUGGGGGUGGGGGAGGGGGGUCCAGCCCAAACAAAGAGAUUUGAACCCCCCUCCCCACCCUCAGUUUUGAUUUACUACUAUGGAGAUUAUUUUUAGGAUCUCUUAGGUGUUGAAAGUGAAACCGAUGAAGUGAUUAUUUAACAUGGUGCAUUUCAGGCAUGGGUGGGUAAUGUCACAUUUGAUUGACCCUCCUGGAAUUCUGUCUGAAAGCUAAACGCUCAGUGCUGUGGUCCUGAAGUCACCCACAGCACUCCACCUUCAUCUAUGAAAGCAUCUGUGAAAUAGUUCAUAAAUGUUGCCCUGCUGUUUCCUGCUAGGCAUUCUCUCCUUGCAUGGUAAAAGGCUGGCUCUAUCCUGGCAGGUGGGAGCACAUCGCAUGGGUGGCUCUGCUGUGGUGGUUAGCUGGCCUGUUUAGAAUGACUUGUUCAGUGUAUUAUUGCAGGGAGGGGAGAUGAACACCUAUAGCUGUGGGUUUACAUUCCAGGUCCUUUUGGGUGUAAAUGUACCUGCUUUGAUCUGGCAGGUGUGCAGUUUAAAUUUCAUUGGAUUUAAAAAUUACUUUCAUUCUUCCUCGCUAAUUUCUCUUAUUUUCAAAAAAGUGAAGCAGGCUUUUCCUUUCUGGUGUACAAAUGGUUUUCCUCACUUAAAUCAAUCAACCUCUGACCAUAACAGCCAUCUACCUGUUUCUUAGGAAGUGUAUUUUAUGAAAACAGGUCUUCUGCUGUAAAGCAACAAUAAAUUCCUCCUACUUUCAAAACUGACUCCGAAGAGAAGUGGACAUUGGCUUUAGGGUUAUGUUUUUUGCCGUGUGGUCAUUGUGACCAGUGAUGUAUGUGUGUGUUAGUCAUGUUUCUAGACUCCUGAUUGGAUGACAGUCAUGGCCAGCUGUGAAAUGGGCUUGUCUCUUGCAGUGGGCAGUUACAUGGUGGUUAAACUUUAAGUCUGCAGUAUCAGACUCACUUCCUGGAAGCCUGUUGGAUACGCUGGCUAUUGCACCUUCUUUCAUGCUUAAUUUUUUAAAUUAUUCCAAUUACUGCAUUAUUUUUGAUCAAUCAAUGCUUUACAGUCCAAGACUAAGGAAGUAUAAAUCAGUGGAAAUGUGUUCAGCUCAUCAGUUAAUUAUCCUAAGCUAUGGUCAUUGGUUGGAAUAAAGCCCUGAGAGGUGGAUGCCACCACACCUUACAUUCUUUUUCCUGUUUCGGAAAUUUCAAUCCAGGAACAUUCCAGAAAGAUUCUGUCAAACGACUGACUGGUUGGUUAUUUCCUCUGAUUCUCUGAUCUCUGCAGAGCAGAUCGUCUCCAGCACAUUCAGAGCAUGAGCACAAUAAGGACCUUGUCCUACCCACCUCAUCUUUGCUGGUUGCCUUUUGCCUUGGGGUUGUGGAACCUUCAUAUUUGGGGGUGACUAUCGCAAUACCUCCCAUUGAAUGAAGGCUUAUUUUAUGUUGUCUGUUUAGGCCAGGUUCACACUGCAUGACUUUCAAAGUCGUCAGAUCGCUGUACUGUUCACACUACACAACUUGCCGUCUUGUAAUUGGGAAUCUUGAAGUCGGUGUGGUUUGCACAGUACAUGACUGAUCAGUGACAGGGGGGUCACACAUUACAAGAUCUUUCACCAGGAGGAAUCUCCGACAAGUCUGUCUGGUCUCCAAACUACGUUUUGUCACGAAAACACAAGCGAGAAGUGACAUGGGGAAUGACACAAUACCAUACACGAGACAGGGAUUUUUUUCUUCCAAAAAUGGUUACUGCAAUAUGGCCAAAAUAUCAUCUCGCAAUAUUUGUAUUUUG
This is a messenger RNA of Megalops cyprinoides (Indo-Pacific tarpon), 3131 nucleotides long. Its product is annotated as GTPase KRas-like. Lineage: Eukaryota; Metazoa; Chordata; Actinopteri; Elopiformes; Megalopidae. Gene Ontology annotation, molecular function: GTP binding; GDP binding; GTPase activity. The transcript is spliced from 6 exons. Gene Ontology annotation, biological process: Ras protein signal transduction. The record is from RefSeq and is a predicted model, not a curated record. Gene Ontology annotation, cellular component: plasma membrane. Bases 540 to 1115 code for a protein of 191 amino acids.